GUCAACAUCUGUGCCUUCAGAGAAUAUGUUUGUGUCAUGUGCGCACAUGACUGACGGUACACACGCUACGCACCAUCGAAGUCAUCGAUUCAUGUCUAUCUAAAGUAGCUGCCACUACCACUACACAACGGCCGCACUGACCAACUGGUGGACGCACUGUCGGCUCGCCCUAUCUACAGCAGUGAUGUCCACAACUCAGUGGCUCCAUCCAUCCAUCCACACAGACAAACGACACCACACACACACACACACACAGUCCAUCCAUCCAUCCAUUGCUAAUAAUCCAUACAGCACCCUUACACGUGCCAUAUGGCCUGCCUUACCGGUGUCGGAUGCCGGCUGGUGGCCCGCCUCUCCGACAGCAGGCUGUGCGCGUGUGGAUGGGAAGCACUGAGUGAUCCUCGGCUGGUGGGCAUCUAAUGGAGGCGGCACGACCGUUACGAUGGCCUCGCCGCCGACCGCAGCUGGCUCCUCAACCAAUCCUGCCGCUGGACAGCAAACGCAUCACACACACACAACAAAUGCAGCACGCGUGUCCAUUUGUCUAGCGUCUGCUGCUGGAACAUCGUACCACCACUGCCGCCACGGGCAGCAGCACUUGAUGGCGAUGGCGUCAGGGACGGGAAGUAGUCACGAAUUGAAGGCUGCCCACCCGACACACUACAGACGGGAAUACAACACAGCACAACAAAACAAUCUAUCGCAGGUGGGUGUCGCCCGUUCUCCAUCUGCUUUGCCCCCUUUCACGCACCUGGUCGGUUGGCGCUUGACGAACUCCAUAUUGACUUUCGUGUUCUCAAACCAUUUGCCGCUGGUGGGCAACUUGACAUUGACGUGGAAAUCGUAGCCGGUCGGCGCGCGACUUGUGGGUCGCACCUCGGUGAUGGUGUGCGGGAGGAGGCUCGGAUGGUUGUAGCCCUCGGAUGCAUAUACGCCAGGUGGGUCCUCAAAGUGGUCAAAGUGGAGCAUCUGGUCCACUGGAGAUGGAUCGCUCUGAACGAAUGGAUACAGACGUGAGGGCAGGGCAUCACGACCGACCUCAUGAGGGCACCUUGCAUACCUCCGGAGGCGGGAAGAGGUUGAAGGUAGAAGAGAGGGUAGUGGAGAAGGCUUUAAGGUAGUUGUGCAAACGACACUGCAGGUCCCGCACUUCCUGCGGCUGCAGCUCCUCAAUAAGGAACGAUAGAUCUGCCACGCUCACUUGCAGUUCGUCUACCGUGACCUCACCCACAUGCGGGUAGCGCCGCCUCCUCUCCCUCUGUGGCGGCAGCAGGCCACUCUGCACCAUCCUCAUCACGGGCCCCACCAGCUGCCGCUCUCCCGCGGAGUCGUAGCCCAUACUGUCCAGGUGUAGCUGGGGCAGGGUCCUCUUCUCGUCAUGCUGGCUGGUGCCGCAUGGGUACCACGCCAGGAUCUCUGGGAGCAGCCACACGGCCACCCAAGUCAUGGCCAGCUUCUUGCACGAGGGGAGGGCCCGGAGGGUGCGGGUCAGGUUGUUGGGAGAGGGAGGGGGGCUGCAUGUCCUCCAAUCGGUGGUGUUGUCGCCGAGGCGAUACAGGGUGACAGCUGACAAGCACAGCAUACAUUCAAGGAUCGUUGAUGUCGGCUUAUGUGGUGUGUUGCUCACUUUCGACGUUGGGCAGCGCGCCGUCGUUGGCGAGGCAGGCAGGGAUGGACUCAAAGGUGAUGUCAUCGGCCUCUCCAUCACACGGUGACUGGUCGAUCUCCAGAUCCUUGGCGUCGCUGAACUCCAGCCCCUGCAGACUCUCGUGCUGUGCGAGCAGCGACGUCCCGUCCUUGGCGAUCAUCAACCUCAGCCGGUCCCCGCCCCGCACAUGGCGCGCCAGGAAGGAAGCGAUCUCGUCAAUCGGCUUGGCCGGCCGUCUCGGCGUGCCGUUUUUCUCCUUCUUGUUGAUGUUGUCGAGGCUCUCCGUGCAGUUGAUGCAGGUGAUGCCGCCACUC
Messenger RNA from Vitrella brassicaformis, 1962 nucleotides. The record is from the annotation of a GenBank genome assembly. Lineage: Eukaryota; Vitrellaceae.